Molecule: messenger RNA, 3393 nt
Organism: Scatophagus argus
Lineage: Eukaryota; Metazoa; Chordata; Actinopteri; Scatophagidae
Gene: atp1b2a
Product: ATPase Na+/K+ transporting subunit beta 2a
Exons: 8
Coding region: 889-1755 (288 amino acids)
Biological process (GO): potassium ion import across plasma membrane; sodium ion export across plasma membrane; intracellular potassium ion homeostasis
Cellular component (GO): sodium:potassium-exchanging ATPase complex
Molecular function (GO): ATPase activator activity
Source: RefSeq, a predicted model, not a curated record
CCUGUGAUUGGUCCAUUUUGUGUGGGAAGGUCAUGUGACCAAACACGGGAAGGUUUUAUCCCGGCUGAGUCCAACCUGAGCUGCAGUUUGUAUGUAUGAUCAGCAGGGGGCAGAAUCUCAUCUCAGUUUUCUGGAGUACAGUUCUAACAACAUUCCCACACCACACUGAAGGUCUCAGAUCCACCUGGUUCUGAGUGAUCCAGACCAUCCAGGACCCAGUUAGGCUGAGUCCACAUUCUGUCCAGUAUAACCAGUUUCCACAGGCUCCUACUGCGUUACUGCUGGUCUCAGGUCUGUGUGUCAGUACUGAUGUGGACUGAACCUGUCGGUUCUGAUUCAGCACAUUCUGGAUCCCGGAACGGACUGGCCAUCAGGAGACGCGGGUGAAUACCCGCUGCUGAUUGGUCCAGAGGGAGAGGAAACGCAGUCAGGUUCUGAUUCAUAAUGAAGACUCACCUGAGGGAGAUGAUGAUGAAGAGUCCACGCGGUCACAGAACAACAUCAGUUUCUUAUUCGAGCGAGAGGAACGUGCGUGACGCCAUCACAUCCGCUCAUGUAAAACGUCUUCUGUCAUCAGAGUCUGGGGGCGGGGCCUGUCCGGAUGAAGCCCCUCUGUGAUUGGUGCUGUGACGUCAGACGGUGUUGCGAGGGGAGGUUUACCGCAGUGACACCGACCUGUCUCUCUGUCUGUCUGUCUCUCUCUCUCCGCCUCAUCCCGCCGAUACUCAUCGACCCGCCGGAUCGAUAAACCGACGCUGAUCGAUUUUGAAGUGAUCACUGAGGCAGCAGCAGCGCGGGAGGCUCGUUCCGUCACAGCGGGAACAUCGCGCGCGUUUGAGCCACAGACCGACCUCCAUCUUCAUCUUCUUCAUCCUCCUCCUCAUCAUCAUGUCCGGCACCAAAGAGGAGGACCGCAAAGGCUCGAGCGAGUGGCGGGAAUUCUUCUGGAACCCGCGAACUCACGAGCUCAUGGGUCGAACCGCGACGAGCUGGGGCCUCAUCCUGCUCUUCUACCUGGUCUUCUACCUGUUUCUGGCCGGGAUGUUUGUUCUCACCAUGUACAUCAUGCUGCUGACGCUCGAUGACUACAAACCCACCUGGCAGGACCGCCUGGCCACUCCAGGGAUGAUGAUUCGUCCAAAGGGCGAUCAGCUGGAGAUCAGUUUCUCCGUGUCGGACACUGAGAGCUGGGACGGCUUCGUCCACAGCCUCAACAACUUCCUGUCUCCAUACAACGACAGCUAUCAGGUUCAGACCAAUGACAACUGCCCUCCAGAUCAAUACUUCAUUCAAGAGGACAGCGGAGAGGUCAGGAACAAUCCCAAACGCUCCUGUCAGUUCAAUCGGACGAUGCUGGAGGACUGUUCUGGACUGUCGGAUCGUUUCUAUGGUUACAGCAGAGGUCAGCCCUGCAUCCUCAUCAAACUGAACCGGGUGAUCAGUUUGUUGCCAGGGAAGGACAGUCAGUCUCCGUAUGUCAUCUGUGGAGCCAAGAGGGAGGAUGGUGAUAAGAUGGGACCUCUGGCGUAUUAUCCUCCUAAUGGAACCUUCAACCUCAUGUACUACCCGUAUUACGGCAAGAAGGCCCAGGUGAACUACACUCAGCCGCUGGUGGCCGUGAAGUUCCUGAACGCCUCUCUGAACACAGACAUCAACGUGGAGUGCAAAAUCAACUCCAACACUUUGGCCGACGGCAGCGAGAGGGACAAGUUCGCCGGACGGGUUUCCUUUAAGCUACGAAUCAACGACAAAUAGACACACACACAUACACACAGGCUCACAUGCAGACUCACACACACUGACUCACACACACACACACCUGUUGAAGCUGCACUCAUCCAGAUGUUUUAAUGAAACUGAGUUUCGUCAGUUUAUAUAUAAAAUAAUUUCUUUUCCAGGUUCAUGAUGCGUUCACUGACUGACUGAAUUUUGUAUGUCUCCUUUAUUGUCCCCAGUUGUCAUGUAAACACGUGUUUUGUCUCGUAUUUCCUCUGAUGUGAACUCAUAAACUCUGAGCCUGAAACCGACCAAUCACCACGCGCUCACACUCUGAUGUCACUGCUGCUGAGGAUGGACUGAAGGACGACAGGAGGGUCUUCACCUCCAUCAUCACAUCGGUCUGAAACAAAGACCAGAUUCAAGAUCACACAGAUAAUGUGUUUACACUUUGUUUACUCAUGGAUUUGUUUAUUUAUUACUUGUUUAUUUAUUCAGUUUAUUGAUGAUUGUUUUUAUGACACGAGGAAAACAUUCAGACUCAAGUUCAUGACUGAAACAGAAAAAGCAGAACAGGAACCAGAUAUUGGAUCUUAAACCGGUUCAGAAAACAGAACCGAGAUCAUAUCAUGAAGAGCUCAGAGACCGGUAACACAUGAUGAACCAGACCACAGUCCAAGUCCUGGAGCCAGAUUAACAAAAUACACUCAAACCAGUUCAGAAACAGAACAGAAAAGAUCUAAAAUCCUUUAGAAUCAGGACCAGUUUACCAGCGUUUCCACCAAUCAGUCCAGCACCACAGAAGGGUCAGCUCACCGUCCACUGGAUCAGCACCACCAGCUGUUCCACAGUCCAACAAGAGAACCAGAAAGCAGAGAACCAGCAGAACGUUUGCCUCAAACCGCUCAGCACUUUGAGAGAAACGUUAAAGUAACGUUGAGGUCAUCCUGGUUUCAGCUGGACGGGGUUACCAGAGAACAACAGGGUCAGCCAGUCAGAGACAGAGUCGGGCAGUGGGACCCGUAAUAAGGCAGGUCCUGGACCAAAGGUGUCUGGUGGAAACAGCUUUUGGUAAACCAGUCCAGAAGUCAGUAUGAAAACAAUCAGCUGAGAUCAGACCAGAAACCAGUUCAGGAACUGGUUUGCUCCCCGGCCACAUUAAACCUCAGCCUCCUCGUUAGCUGCUAGCUGUAGUAACCAUGGCAACAGUAUUGGUGUUUGAUGUCAUAUCUCUUGUCUUUUUGUCAGGUUUGUUAUGUAGAUAUUUACGAGUGGAUUUAGUUCAGGUUGAGUUGGGACGUCGUUAGUUGUUCUGUUUUGUUGUUUACGUGUUUGUUUUUGUUUACUGUGGUCAUCAUGGGGCCAUGAGAGACACACACACACACACACCCACACACACACCAGUCUCCUCACCUGUCGGUCACUCUUGGACCCGCCCCCUCCUACCUGUACUGCUCAUCACCAAUAGUCUUCCUUUAAAGAGUGACCAGCCAAUCAGAUGCCCCUGCUGUGUGAUGUUAUAUGAUACUUGUUUGUGAUUGGUUGAUCUCUCCUGCCUGGAAACAUCCCUGUGUUUAAGACAACUGAAUAAACAAAGAAAUUUUAAAACUACAAAACACAACCUGUCUGUGGUAAAUGUACAAGCUUCAUGUUUAAACACUUUAUGCUGCAGUACUG